AUGGAAGCAGUGUAUCGCAACUGGAAACUUGUGCUUCAUGCAGUUAGCUGGGAAGAAUGGUGGACCUAUGAUGGUAUCUCAGGUCCAGCCUUUUGGGGUUUAAUUAAUCCCGAAUGGUCUUUGUGUAACAAAGGACGCAGACAAUCACCAGUUAAUUUAGAACCUCAACGUUUAUUAUUUGAUCCUAAUUUAAGAACUUUACAUAUAGAUAAACAUAGAAUAAGUGGUUUAAUUACCAAUACAGGUCAUAGUAUUAUAUUCACAGCGGGCAAUGAUACAGUUGCCAAUUAUGAUGGCAUGCAGACGCCCGUUAAUAUCACAGGUGGUCCUUUGUCGUAUCGUUAUAGAUUUCAUGAGAUACACAUACACUAUGGUCUACAUGAUCAAUUUGGCUCGGAACAUAGUGUGGAUGGUUAUACAUUUCCAGCUGAGAUACAAAUAUUUGGUUAUAAUUCUCAAUUAUACAACAAUUUUUCGGAUGCAUUAAAUAGAGCUCAGGGCAUUGUUGGUGUCUCGAUACUAUUGCAGCUGGGUGAUUUAUCGAAUCCAGAAUUACGUAUGUUAACCGACUCUUUGGAUCGCAUACGUUAUGGUGGCGAUGAAGCAUUUGUUAAACGUUUAUCCAUACGUGGCUUAUUACCGGACACUGAUCACUAUAUGACGUAUGAUGGUUCAACCACGGCACCCGCCUGUCAUGAAACUGUUACUUGGGUGGUUUUAAAUAAACCAAUUUAUAUUACAAAGCAACAGUUACACGCUUUACGUCGCCUGAUGCAAGGUAGUCCAGAUCAUCCAAAAGCUCCCUUAGGUAAUAAUUAUAGACCACCUCAACCUUUAUUGCACCGGCCCAUACGCACCAAUAUUGAUUUUAAAAACUCCAAAGCAAAUGGUAAAGCCGCCUGUCCCACCAUGUACAAAGAAGUUUAUUAUAAAGCAACUAGUUGGAAACAACAUUAA
Messenger RNA from Calliphora vicina (urban bluebottle blowfly), 957 nucleotides. It is a transcript of the gene CARPB, whose product is annotated as Carbonic anhydrase-related protein B. The record is from RefSeq and is a predicted model, not a curated record. Gene Ontology annotation, molecular function: carbonate dehydratase activity; zinc ion binding. NCBI's taxonomy places the organism in Eukaryota, Metazoa, Arthropoda, Insecta, Diptera, Calliphoridae. The transcript has 8 exons. The coding region runs from base 1 to 957 and encodes 318 amino acids.